CCGCAACAGUAGCAGCAGCAGCAUCAGAAGCAGCAGCAGCAGCAAAAGCAGUAGCGAUGCUGGCGACUCCUCGCAGGAAGCUUCUACGGAGAGACACUAGCGAUCCGACAUAAAAACUUCACGGUGGUCACCAUGGGCCAACGAGAUGCGACAUCCAUCAUGAAGGCACACAGCGUCUUCCUACGCCUGGUGCUGCCGCCCUACACCAUCCACUUCAAGUCGGCGGGCUACAUGAAGGAUGUCACGCUGGAAAUGCUCGACAAGAAGGUGUGCAAGGAGAUACUCCGGCGCAGCGCUAAGGAUCCUGCUGUCCGCGAAGCCAUCGGCCUCGACGCCAAAUUCUGGGAGGACUUCUGCACGCUGCUCAAGGCCGCCAUUCCCAGUCUGGAGAGGCGGAGCUUCACCAUCUGGGACCCCAGCAGCGUCGACUACGAGAGCACAAGCGGCGCGCUCAUUGCCUCGCACCACCCCGGUCUGUGGAAGGAUCUCGAACGAUUGAACGAUCUGGUCUCCAUCAGUCGGAACGUGCUGACGGUGGGCGACCGAGCCCAGGACCUCGCAGCCUCGUUCAGCAUCGAUGCUGAGGUGUUCAGACUGGUCAAUUGCUGCGUGAGAGUCACGGCAAGAGGUUACGACGGCGACGCUGACACGGGCGACGAGGAGAAGUGGCAAUGGAUUGUCAAUGGAUACAAGAAGCUUCUGAUAACGAGCCUACAGUUCUUGAACAAUUUGGUGGCACAAAAUGAGAGACGGAAGCUUAUGCUGUGGGUUUCUCUGUUCGACAAUACCACGGAGUCCGUACUGGCCCCGGAGGACGUACCCGAAACCUCUUCGGCCAGCUUGACAGACGUGCCUUCCAACCCAACUUCCAAACCUCCUCACCCGCUGAGCAGCGAAGACUUUCUUAUUGCAUAUGGCACGAACGGAGUGGAGGAGGUGUCCACUGAGGGUGCUGAACCACUAUGGGACAAUACUCCAUUCUCCGACUAUCCUUUGCCAAAGGAAGCCCUAGAAGGCAGAGAGAAGCUGGAGAGGAAGGAGCGUUUCGACGGCAAUGGCUAUGCAUUGUUCGUCAAACGAUUGAAGGACAUACAGAUUGAAGACUACCAACUGGAACGCAAGCGCGGUCCAAAUUAUGGCGAGGCGCAUCUGGAAUUUCCGCGAAGAUGGGCUGAGCUCAAUGACGAUGAUCACGAGUACUGGCAAGGUCUCUUUGACGAUGCCAUGGCAAAGUACCGACAGGACCUGGCUGUUUACGAGGCAAAAAUGAUUGCGGUGACAGAAACUCAACCUGUUCUUCGAAGUGAUGUGCCUGUCGCAGAACAGACGAGGCAGGUCGAACGUAAGAUCGCAAUGCUGGAGGAGCAGUUGGCGGAAAAGUACAAGUCGGAGAAUGCUGACAUUGCACCAUUAGAGCCGCCUAUCUAUGGUCAGGAUGGUCAUCUAACCUUCGAUAACGAGAGCCUGCAGUCUCGACCCGUGGUCGCCGACGACAUGCGUAUGCUGUUCACUGCAGAAGCUGGCACGAAGAUAUUAGAAUCGGGCAAGUCAGAGUUGAUGAAGAGAUUGGAAGGUUAUGACGCUGGUCCGAAUCCUGAUCUCAUAUCUCCUAUGUCCCCACAGAGUGGGCCAAUUGAUCCUGUAUCUUCUACGGAUCUCGCUACAAACCCGCUGCGCCAAGCGACAGAUGCGCAACUCGACUUGCAGCGAGCGUCGCGCUCUCCAAGCGCUGUCGGCUCUCAUGUGGCAGAGGAGCAUUCUAGAGAUAAUGGCCCUGCAGAGGAUGCGUUUGAUGGAAGUGUAGACGAGGAAUGUGAUGAGAAUGGAGAGGAGGAAGAAAGCCAAGAAGAGGCGGAGGAAGAAGAGGAAGAAGAUUAUCCUGGAUCGACGGAAGACGGUCGAGGUCUUCUUACUGAUGUUCCCCUCAUUCUGGGCCCUUCGGAGAUCGAAGUGCUUCCAAUGCUCAUCAUGAGCGGUAUUGUUCCACCCACUAGCCUUCCUCCAGCUUUGAGCAAUGACGAGCGAAAUGCGCUGAUGAACAUGCACACUGUUCGCACGCACCUUCUGCUGUCGCAGAGCAACGGUCGUAACCUUUUACGGGAGCUCCUCAUCUUUGUUGCAGCAUGGGACCUUCGCGAAGAGGAAUUAUAUUUCAAGUUCAUGGUGAAGAUCAUGGAAGCCAUCUUGAAGAAUGGCUUGAUGCCUUAUGCAUAUCACGCCUUUCGAGACCGUUCGCGGUCGAAAGAUAUUAUCAGUCCGGCUCAGGCAGUGAUCAUGAAGCUGUUGACAUGCAUCUUCCGCGCACGGGGCGACGCAGCCAAACAUGCGGUGGCCACCAAUGCACAGAAUAAGACAAAUCAGGCGACCGGGCACACGCUCACACACGCUGUGGUGCCAUCCCACGCCAGGAACAACGGAUCGGCGCCACCCAACAUGCCAUCCAGAGUCGACCUACACAUUCUGAAUUUCAUAUUCACCGAAUUCCGCCAACACAUUAUCCCACAAACGUGUGCCCUCAUAUUUUUGCAGGGACAGAUACAUGCGGGGCGAGCUAGUCCAGAAGACUUUCCACUCAACUUAUGGGACAUGGAACGCAUGUACGAGGGUGUCUAUCAAUAUCUCGAGUUCUUUGCUGUGCUCACCGAGGAAGGCGUAUGGAAGGGCAUCCUUGGCGAGUGGGAGAUGGCGAGUGAGCUCGUGACGCUGCUGAGAGAGCUCGAAGGUGGCAUACCCAAGAUGGGGUCCGUCGUUCCACAGGUUCCUCGACGUGUUUCGAGCCACCCUCCUCAAAGAGCCAUGUCCGUCGAUGCAGGCACCAUGCAUCACAGUUCAAGGAUGGCAUCUCAGUCGGCACAAGGACAUUACGCUCCACCGGGCUCUCCCGCACCAGCACCUACCCUCGCACACCCUCCCACCCAGGCGCCAGUCGCAGUCGAGAGGCCAUUCGACGUAGCUUCUCAGGAUACGACAUUGCCACCCUUACCUCUACAUCCUCCUAUAAAUGGUGCCGGUCCAGCCUUCGAGCCUGAGACACCAAUGGCUUAUCCCGAAGACAAUCUGCCCUCCAUGGCGCAAGAAUUGCAGCAUGACCAGGAUGAGCCUAGCGACUUCGAGUGGCGCAACCUCAAGAAGCUUACGGUUCUAGUACUUUCGUCGCUAAUAUGGAAGAACAGAACAGUGCAAGACCAAGUUCGCCGGUAUGGUGGGCUGGAAGCUUUGGUGGGCUGUUGUAGAGCUGAUGAGCACAAUCCGUACAUCAGAGAACAUGCUAUCAUGUGUCUCAGAUUUGCCGUGGAAGGCUGCGAAGAAAAUUCGAGGGUCAUCAAGCAAAUGGCUGCAUCUCAGGCGCCCAAGCCUGUCGAAGGCGGCCAGGUCACUCUCCCGAAUAAGACAGAGGCGCCCAGCGAGAUACCUAGCGAGAUACCCAGCGAGAUCCUCGACACAUCAGGCUAUGAGUCUUUUAUGGACAACAAAGGACAAGUUGGACUGCGGCGCAAAGAGGCCACGAGUCAUCCUGCUGCUCAUGGCCCUCCAGCUGCGUCUUCUAGCAACUCAGGCAUGUCCAGUGCGGGUGUACAGAAACCACGUUUGAGUAAUACCAAGCUCACUGCUGAGAGGGCGGCUGAGCUGAUGAGUAGUGCCUUGAGUAGCCUACCUCUGGGUGAUCGAAUGGUAACUGACAAGCAGAAGGCGGAAGCACUUGCCAAGCUGGAUCGGGCGUUUGAAAGCACUGAGCGUGUGCUUGGUAGAGGGAGGAGAAGCUAGAGCACCAGCAUCCUGUGCAAGAGAUGUAUGGUUAGAAGAGCAGGAGUGUUAUGGCAAGGUCAGGCAAUGGCCGUGUCAAGAAUUGCAGACAUCGUGAGAUAUACGAGCAGGUCAGCUGGCAAUUGCGACGACGCGAAGCUACGACAGUAUACCAACAACAGCCAGUGGCGAUAGGCACUAUGUAAUAGCGCCAACAGGUGAAUGAAAUGUAGAUGAAGCGUUGCUGCGUCUAGAAUUCCGUCCCGAUAUAGGACAUUGUCAUUCACUAGUAGGAGGUAGUUCUAGCGUCGUUUGUGGGACCCAUGGCGGGCGUGUGCGGGGCAACGAGAGUUCCCAGUUCCCAGAGUUAA
Messenger RNA from Sphaerulina musiva SO2202, 4115 nucleotides. RefSeq lists its product as uncharacterized. The transcript is spliced from 2 exons. The record is from RefSeq and is a predicted model, not a curated record. Bases 133 to 3765 code for a protein of 1210 amino acids. Gene Ontology annotation, cellular component: cytosol. NCBI's taxonomy places the organism in Eukaryota, Fungi, Ascomycota, Dothideomycetes, Mycosphaerellales, Mycosphaerellaceae.